CGGCGUUUAAAGUCGUGUGUAUUUUACAUCUCUUUCACAUAAGAUGAGUCUUUGGAGACAAUCACGAGCAUUCUCGACGAAAUGUCCUUUAUUAGCCCCCAAAAAGUUUGUUGUUAUUGCCAAGGAUUUUAGCGACCCCGAGUGUUUACAGCGUCGGCUUGAAGUACGUAGCAAGCAUCUUGAUGGUGCUACUGAAUUGAAAAAGAGAGGUACAAUUAUCACAGGAGGAGCUAUUUUGGAUUCACAUGAGGUAAUGACACAAACAAUGGUUGUAACAACAAUUUAAUAUGUAUAAAAAAGACGGGUAAAAUGAAAGGAAGU
Messenger RNA from Rhizopus microsporus ATCC 52813, 321 nucleotides. RefSeq lists its product as uncharacterized. Lineage: Eukaryota; Fungi; Mucoromycota; Mucoromycetes; Mucorales; Rhizopodaceae. The transcript is spliced from 2 exons. The coding region runs from base 44 to 286 and encodes 80 amino acids. The record is from RefSeq and is a predicted model, not a curated record.